This is a messenger RNA of Drosophila bipectinata, 1821 nucleotides long. It is a transcript of the gene NTPase, whose product is annotated as ectonucleoside triphosphate diphosphohydrolase NTPase. The record is from RefSeq and is a predicted model, not a curated record. NCBI's taxonomy places the organism in Eukaryota, Metazoa, Arthropoda, Insecta, Diptera, Drosophilidae. Gene Ontology annotation, molecular function: hydrolase activity.
GGUUUUUCGUGGUUUUUCGUGCUAUUUAUCAGUGCGCACCACUAUCUUGUUCGUUAUUCAUUUACCCGGUUCGUACAUGACCGGUCCGCGAGAGAGCCGGAGAGAUAACUGAGCGCACCUGAAAAUAUCUUUGUAUCUUGUAUCUUUUGUAUGAGUUUUUAGGAGUGAUCGGCUUCGGACGUAAACAAAACAGUUUCGCGUUUUAACUAGCUAUUGCGUUUGUCUCAACCAUUAAGUAUUUACAUAAUUAGGCGCAAAACAACAGAAUGACAAACACCGAUGUGCGGAAGAGAAAAUUGGCCACCGAUGAGAAGCCGCCACGACGAAAAGGCAGCGCUUCUCCCAAUGGCGGCAACGGAGGAAAUCGUGGCGGUACCAGCGGCCUCAAGAUCUCAUUUCUGUGUCUGAUCAUAUCCGUGAUCCUUCUCCUCUUUGUGUUCGGCUUUGUAUCUGAGAACGCCAGUCCAUACCUCGCCCGUUUGGCCUCAAAGUUUGGAUACAGCAAGGUGCAAUAUGCCGCCAUCAUCGAUGCUGGCUCGACUGGCAGCCGGGUUCUUGCCUACAAGUUCAAUCGCAGCUUCAUCGACAACAAGCUGGUGCUGUACGAGGAGCUGUUCAAGGAGCGCAAGCCCGGACUAAGCUCCUUUGCUGACAAUCCCGCCGAUGGUGCCCACUCCAUUAAGUUGCUUCUGGACGAGGCUCGGGCCUUCAUCCCCAAGGAGCACUGGUCGUCCACGCCGCUGGUCCUGAAGGCCACUGCCGGUCUGAGGCUGCUUCCCGCCAGCAAGGCUGAGAACAUUCUGAACGCUGUGCGCGAAUUGUUCGCCAAGUCCGAGUUCAACUUGGACAUGGACGCCGUGGAGAUCAUGGAGGGAACCGACGAAGGCAUCUUCAGCUGGUUCACAGUCAACUUCCUGCUGGGACGUCUCUCAAAGACCAACCAAGCCGCUGCCUUGGACUUGGGAGGUGGCAGCACACAAGUCACCUUUUCGCCAACCGACCCCGAACAGGUGCCCAUUUACGACAAGUAUAUGCACGAGGUGGUGACCUCCAGCAAGAAGAUCAACGUCUUCACGCACAGCUACCUCGGACUGGGUCUGAUGGCCGCCCGACAUGCCGUCUUCUCGCAUGGCUACAAGAAGGAGGACACCGUCCUGGAGAGCGUCUGCGUGAAUCCCAUCAUUGCCAAUCGUACAUGGACGUACGGUAAUGUCCAGUACAAGGUCAGCGGCAAGGAGAACGGAAAGUCCAGUGCCGAGCAGCCCAUUGUCGACUUUGAAGCCUGCCUGGAGCUGGUGAAGAGCAAGGUGAUGCCACUGGUUAAGCCCAAGCCGUUCACCCUCAAGCAGCAUACAGUGGCAGCGUUCAGCUACUACUUUGAGCGGGCCAUUGAGUCUGGUCUGGUGGAUCCUUUGGCAGGUGGAGAGACCACUGUGGAAGCGUAUCGCAAGAAGGCCCAGGAAAUCUGUUCGAUUCCCAACGAUGAGCAGCCUUUUAUGUGCUUUGAUCUCACAUUCAUAUCCACACUGUUGCGCGAAGGAUUUGGUCUUAACGACGGAAAGAAGAUAAAGCUUUAUAAGAAAAUCGAUGGCCAUGAAAUCUCGUGGGCACUGGGAUGUGCUUAUAACGUCCUGACUAGCGAUGAAAAAUUCAGUAAUUCCUAACGCUCCUCCAUAGUAGUCCAUAGAUGAUGAUAUAGCAAAAAAAAAAUGAUAAUUUUUAAAACGAUUGUUAGCUGAAAUUGUUUAUAUAGAGUGCCUUAAACGUGCAUCGAGUAUACUAUUGAUAGAGACCCUCAAAUACACUCAGACAUUGCCUAUA